Molecule: messenger RNA, 4825 nt
Organism: Rattus norvegicus (Norway rat)
Lineage: Eukaryota; Metazoa; Chordata; Mammalia; Rodentia; Muridae
Source: RefSeq, a predicted model, not a curated record
ACCUCAUGGAAAGAGUGCUUGGACUGAGAGUGCCAUCGUGGGUGAAGCAGGAGACUAAAAGGGCAGGAGGUGGCCGCGAGGAAGGAAAGUUCAAGGCAGAUGGACCCCGACUGGGUGGAACCAGAGAGGAAGGGGUACACCCCCUGGAAAGAGCGCGGGAAAGGGGCUGGGAAGGAAGAAGAGGCGGGCAUAGGGUGGGUGGGGCGUGGGGGCGAGGCUGGGCGGGGCUGGGGCGGAGUAUGCCCCCGGCUCCUCUCUUGCCACCCCCGCCCCGGCCCGAAGCCACCUGCGCCCCGCCCUGCCGGCCGCACCCCAGCAAGGGAACCUCGGAUCUGGGCUUCCGAGCUUCGUAUACGCCCAGGGGAUCGUUGCAAGUUCUGCUUCUGCUUGGACGGCCUUCCUGGAUCCCAGAAUGUGGCCUCACUGAGAGCCCUCUGCUUGUGGACGAGGGAGCGGGUCUUCCGAGCGAACUCUUGGGUGGGAAGUUGGUCUGUACUUCGGCAACAUGACCAGCCCAGAGGGCGCGCAAAACAAGGAAAUCGACUGUCUGAGUCCAGAAGCGCAAAGACUGGCGGAGGCUAGGCUUGCAGCGAAGCGUGCAGCCCGCGCCGAGGCUCGAGAGAUCCGGAUGAAGGAGCUGGAACGGCAGCAGAAAGAGAUCUAUCAAGUCCAAAAGAAAUAUUAUGGGCUGGACACAAAAUGGGGCGACAUCGAGCAGUGGAUGGAAGACAGCGAGCGCUACUCCCGUAGAUUCCGGAGAAACGCCUCGGCUUCUGACGAAGACGAGCGCUUGUCCGUGGGUAGUCGCGGCAGCCUAAGGGUGCAGCCCGAGCUGGAGUACGGGAGUCCCUACGCCUGGACUAACGGUUACGACGGAGACUAUUGUGGAUCCCAGUCCCUUAGUAGAAGAUCUGGCAGGAAUUCCAGCUACAGCGGCGGCGAUGGCCGUGUCUCCAGUUUGUCGUCCUCCAGAGAGGAGAAGUUGGGACUCUUUGGCUCCGACCUUGGCCUUCCCAGCAGUGGCCUUGCUUCCAAACCCCUGCCUACCCAGAAUGGACCCCGGCCCUUCGUUCUGUGCAAUGCUGCCCGGCCUGCAGGGAGUUACUGGGCGUCCAUGCUGGAUGAGAGCAGCCUCUAUGGGGCUCGGAGGGGAAGCACCAGUGGUUCUCGAGCACCUUCAGAGUAUGGCGGCCACCUCAACUCCAGCUCCCGGGCCUCUUCUAGGGCCAGCUCUGCGAGGGCCAGUCCUGUGGUAGAAGAAAGACCGGACAAAGACUUCGCUGAGAAGGGCUCCCGUAACAUGCCCAGCCUGUCUGCAGCCACACUGGCAUCUCUGGGCGGGACUUCCUCCCGGAGAGGGAGUGGAGACACCUCCAUCUCCAUGGACACCGAGGCAUCCAUCAGGGAGAUCAAGGAACUUAAUGAGUUAAAGGACCAGAUUCAGGACGUAGAAGGCAAAUACAUGCAGGGAUUGAAAGAGAUGAAGGACUCUCUGGCCGAAGUUGAGGAGAAAUACAAGAAGGCUAUGGUCUCCAACGCCCAGCUAGACAACGAGAAGACCAACUUCAUGUACCAGGUGGACACACUGAAGGACAUGCUGCUGGAGCUGGAAGAGCAGCUGGCCGAGUCUCAGAGGCAAUACGAGGAGAAGAACAAGGAGUUCGAGAGGGAGAAGCAUGCCCACAGCAUCCUACAGUUCCAGUUUGCCGAAGUGAAAGAGGCCCUGAGGCAAAGGGAAGAAAUGCUCGAAGAAAUCCGACAGCUGCAACAGAAACAGGCGGGUUAUAUCAGGGAGAUUUCUGAUCUUCAGGAAACGAUAGAAUGGAAAGACAAAAAGAUAGGGGCAUUAGAGAGACAGAAAGAGUUCUUUGAUUCCAUAAGGAGCGAACGAGAUGACCUCAGAGAAGAGACAGUCAAGCUGAAGGAGGAGUUGAAGAAACAUGGAAUAAUCCUAAAUUCAGAAAUAGCCACCAACGGAGAGACUUCGGACACAGUAAAUGAUGUUGGGUACCAAGCGCCCACGAAGAUAACAAAAGAAGAGCUGAAUGCCCUCAAGGCAGCUGGGGAAGGGACACUAGGAAAAGCCAAAGAAGUGGAGGUGAAAAAGGAAAUUGUGGAGAAAGUGGGGCAAAGAGAAACCUUACAGGAUUCUGAGCAAGAACAGCCCAAACUCAACACAGGAAAGGAUUGUGUGGACAGAGGGGUGUUACAUCCUGGUGAAAAGGCUGAGAACCAAAGACCCGUUGAAGACAGUGCCCUGUCCCCGGGACCACUAGCAGGGGCCAAGUGUGAGCAAGAGGUUCAGAGCCAAGAUCAAGAAAACACUUCCAUCCUCAAAAGCCCAGAGCAGAUUGAGUCACACGAGGUCACAAACAAGUCAGACAGUAGGGACAGCAACUCCCCUGAACCAUCUAGCUGCCGGGGAGGUCUAGACAGUGAAGUGUCAGGGCCCACUGCCUUGGGUAUCAAAAACCAAAGUGAAAACUCUAUGGAUAGUCAGGGUAAAGAAAACCAAGAAGAUUUGGGAAAAGGUAGCUUUGAACCACGUCCAGACCACGUUUUGGGGCAAACACCUGAAAUUGACAAGGUGAGCUGUACAGACUCAAGGGGCACAGGUGGGAACCACCUGGAGGAUGUGGUACAGGCAGGGGACACCAUAGUUGAGGACCAAGUAGGGACAAUGGCCUCUGCAGAGCAAAGCAAAAGCAUGGAGAAUCACAUUGGAAGAAGUCUGAACGAUGGGCUGGGGCAGAGCUCAGAGAGAGAACUCGCCCAUGAAGCAGCUGAGCUUGAGGAGGCCCUCACUCAGAGUUCACAGGCAGGCGGAGAGAACACCGUUACUGAGGCUGAAGAUGCAGCAGUAAGAGAUGAGAAGCCCCUCCAGGCAGACGUCCAGGCAACCCCUGCAGCUCCCACAGUUCAGAGCGGCCAUCAGGACACGACAGGGCCAGGUAGCACAGACACCAAGCACACAUCACCUCACGCAAAAGAACGUAACAAAGCAAAGAGCGAGCAGCAGGCAGAGGCCUUGGAUUCACCCCAGAAGAAGACUAAGAACAAGAAGAAGAAGAACAAGAAGAAGAAAGCUGCAGCUCCCAUGGAAACCUGCAAAGAUGCUAACGAGGAGUCAAGCUGUCAGGACCCAGAUGUGGGUGAUGGGGAGGAAGAAGAGCGGGUCCAGGCCACCGACAAGAAAUGGGCGGCAGAGACCCCAGAACUGAAAGAAGAUCCUCAAAGUCGGCCAAGUGGGAAACAGAACGACGCGGAGGAGGACAGCGGUCCAGCUGAAGGUCCCACAGACGUCUUGGAUCAGAACAGUCUGCAGUGUGCAGACGGGGACAUCUCCCCAGUAGGCAGGAAAGGUCCCCAAAGGGAUGCCUCUCAGAUAGGUGGUGAAGAGGGACUUGUGCCCUCCCAACAUCCAGGCCAGGCAGAUGAGAAGGGUAUUGAGGGCCACAGCGUAGACAACAGUGACCUGUCAGGGGAGCUGGGGGGCUUCAAUUCAGAAAGUGGAGAGCAGGCAAGAGAGGAGGUUGGGAACAGCAAGAGUAAAGAGGAUUGCACCAUGUCGUGAGGAGGCAGGGCGGGAGAGUGAGUGUCAGCGCUGGUCAAGGACUUAGCCCAGUAAGCUCAGCCCUUCAGCCGUCAACUACAUCAGAAACCCCAUGCUUCCGUUCCACGGCCGAGGUUCACGGGCGUUCCAGUUUCUGUGGAUGCUCCGUGUGUCAGUCGAUCACCGAGCACCAACGACUUUAAGUCAUAGACUGUUACCUGUAGGUUUGAAUUUAACCCUUGAUCACCUAGCCAGCACUGUUGUUACUUUCGGUUCUAGCUGAGAACAUUUCCUUAGCCUCAGGGGACACCAGGUGUAGGUUUGCUUCAGGGCCGGAUGAACGCAAAUAUUCUUGACCAAAGGUAUCAGGAUCUGGCUGAAAUGACCAAACGGCGUUCGUAGAUUUCUGCAUUAUAAGCAGCGAAUAUCCAAAUAUGUGUUAUUUAAAUAGAUAUAUUUUCAUAUUUGAUCUUAAUAAUUCACACCGUAGCCAGUUUGGUAUCGUACUUAAAGGAGUGGAUGGAUAAGUAGCAUAUAGGUCAGUGGGUGAGAGGAGCUACACCUGGGGUGGAGAUUAAUCCCGGUAGAGAUUCAGAUAUGAACCAGAAAACACAGGGAGACCAUGUGCUUUUACCUCACAUAACUACUUUAUUUUGCACCAAUGCUCUUGGAUCUUGUUGCCAAUGGUACCCAAGUUAAUUUUAUCAAAGACCUUUAUUUGAAAGAUGCGGGUGAUGUGAUAAAUUCAUUUUAUAUCGAAUAUUUUAUUUUUUACUCUUCUCUGCUAAUGACAUGUUGAAAUUAUAUUUCCUACUUUAGUACUGAAGAGAAACAGCCAUUAUUUUUUUUUUCAAUUUUAAAGUUAUCCUUCUGCCUGAAUGUCUACUUAAAAAUUACAAAAGGCUGUUCUUGUGCAAAGGGACCCAUUAGGUAAUAAUUCAAAAUUUUGCAUCUGGUAUAGAUAUUUUUAUUUGUUGUUUCUCGAUAUUUUUCUUAUUGGAAAGUUGUUGUUUUAUCUGCCUGAAGGAAGUAUGUAUUUUCUAUAUAAAGAAGCAUUUAGAAAAUAACUGUAAAGUUGAAUCUAAAAGUAUUAGCACAUAUACAAUCACCAGAGGAUUACUGUAUGACUGCUGUUGACACGUUACAGAAUCAUGUGAAUUCAUACUACUGUUACAAGGUAGAGUGGAAUGCAAAAUGACCAAAACCUCAGUAAAAUUUGAGGCAAACUGAAGUGUCAUAUAAUUGAAAUAAAAGAAUUUUAUAAUUUUACAA